Messenger RNA from Lolium rigidum, 798 nucleotides. RefSeq names its product agamous-like MADS-box protein AGL61. The transcript has a single exon. The coding region runs from base 1 to 798 and encodes 265 amino acids. Gene Ontology annotation, biological process: positive regulation of transcription by RNA polymerase II. The record is from RefSeq and is a predicted model, not a curated record. Gene Ontology annotation, molecular function: DNA-binding transcription factor activity, RNA polymerase II-specific; RNA polymerase II cis-regulatory region sequence-specific DNA binding; protein dimerization activity. NCBI's taxonomy places the organism in Eukaryota, Viridiplantae, Streptophyta, Magnoliopsida, Poales, Poaceae.
AUGGCGCGUGGCCGCACGACCACGGGCCGCCAGAAGAUCGAGAUCCGGCCGAUCGAGGACGAGGACGCGCGCCAGGUAUGCUUCUCCAAGCGCCGCGUCGGGCUGUUCAAGAAGGCUAGCGAGCUGACAAUCCUCUGCGGCGCGGAGGCGGCCGCCGUCGUCUUCUCCCCCGCUGGCAAGGCCUUCUCCUUCGGCAACCCGUCCGUCGAGGCCAUCUUCGAGCGCUUCGAUCCGAGCGGGAUGGUGGCUGGGGGAGGAGGUGCCGGCGGCGGCGCCGGAGAGGACAUCAACCAGCUGGUGGCGGACCUGAACCGCCAGCACGACGAGCUGAGCGCGCGGCUGGACGCGGAGAAGGCGAGCAAGGAGAGCGCCGACGCGGCCAUGGCGACGGCGAAGGCGCGCUCUGCGCCGAGCCCUGUUGCGGCGUGGCUGGAGGGCUACGUCCGCGACAAGGAGGAGGAGGAGCUGAUGGAGUUCGAGGCGGCGCUGGAGGUGAUGCAGGCGCGCGCAAACCAGGAGCUCCAGGACGCCCUCAACCGCGGCCGCGACAUGGCGGCCAAGACCCGCUCCAACAUGGUUCCAGCUGUGACGGCACCGCAGCAGCAGCAGCCCCUCGGCAUGGGCGCCGCCGGCAAUGGUGGGUUUGAUUUCGAUGCAGGCAGCAGCAGCGCCAACGACGGCGCAGAGAUGGAUAUGCAGAUGCAGCUGAUGAUGGCCAUGACGCCCCCGCCGCCGGUGCUUGACCUGGACGACAUGGAGAUCGAGAUGCUUCUCCAGGGGUUCGACUUCACCCCCUAG